Molecule: messenger RNA, 2366 nt
Organism: Xyrauchen texanus (razorback sucker)
Lineage: Eukaryota; Metazoa; Chordata; Actinopteri; Cypriniformes; Catostomidae
Product: nuclear factor 7, ovary-like
Exons: 6
Coding region: 226-1629 (467 amino acids)
Molecular function (GO): zinc ion binding
Source: RefSeq, a predicted model, not a curated record
CUCUUUACUGUCGUGCUGACUGUUCUGUGAAUAUUUGGACAAAAUCAAAAAAGGAAUCAGUGAUCAGUUCUAAACGAAUGGAAACACUUUCAAAAGGAUUUAUUGAUGUUUGUUUCAGAGUCGACAGCAGAUCUUUGGUGAUUCUGAUGUUUAUUCAUUAUUGAAAGCAUUAUUUAGAAAGUGAAAGUAAAUUUCAGAUCGUUGGAGCUUUUAUAAGCAGUGAAAAUGGAUUCACUCUCUGUGGAAGAAUUUUCUUGUCCCGUGUGCUGUGAAAUCUACAAGAAUCCUGUUCUUCUGUCGUGUAGUCACAGUGUGUGUAAAGAGUGUCUUCAACAGUUCUGGAAAACCAAGAGAACUCAGGAGUGUCCCGUCUGCAGGAGAUCUUCAAAAGAAGAACCUCCUUGUAAUCUGGCAUUGAAGAACUUAUGUGAGUUGUUUGAGAAGGAGAGAAAUGAGAAGGUGAGAACUGAAAAGAAGAGAAAUGAGAAGGAGGGAAAUGAGGAGGAGAUCUGCAGUUUACACAGUGAGAAACUCAAACUCUUCUGUCUGGAUGAUAAACAGCCGGUGUGUUUAGUGUGCAGAGAUUCAGAGAAACACGUCAAUCAUAAAUUCAGACCCAUCAGUGAAGUUCUUCCAUCUUACAAGGAGGAACUCAAUACAGCACUGAAGUCUUUACAAGAGAAACUCAAACGCACAGAAAACAUGAAAGGAGAGUUUGAUAAAUCAGUUGGACACAUCAAGACUCAAGCUGAGCACACAGAGCGUCAGAUUAAAGAGCAGUUUAAGAAGCUUCAUGAGUUUCUCCGACAUGAAGAAGAAGCUACAAUCACUGAACUGAGAGAGGAAGAGGAGCAGAAGAGUCAGAUGAUGAAGAAGAAGCUUGAGGAGAUGAACACACACAUCGCAGCUCUUUCACACACAAUCAAAGACAUGGAGGAAAUGAUGAAAGCCAAUGACGAUGUCUCAUUUCUAAAGAACUUUAAUGUGACAAUGGAAAGAGUCCAGAUCUCACAGCCGGAUCCACAGAUGACUUCUGGAGCUUUCAUUCAUGUGCCACAUUACUUGGGCAACCUGACAUUCAGAGUCUGGAAGAAGAUGCGAGACAUUGUCCACAAGACUCCUGUGAUUCUGGAUCCAAACACUGCAAGUCCAAAUCUGAUUCUGUCUGAUGAUCUGACCAGUGUGAGAUACAGCAAGAAGAGAAAAAUAUUACCUGAUAAUCCAGAGAGAUUUGACUAUUAUUCAUGUGUUCUGGGUUCAGAGGGGUUUAACUCAGGAACACACUGCUGGGAUGUGGAGGUUAAAUACAAUAAUAACUGGACUCUUGGAGUAACUACAGCAUCAAACAAGAGGAAGGGACUUGUUUUCUUUAACACUGAUGUCUGGAGUGUGGAGUGUGAUGAGAAUGAUGAGUUUCGUGUCACACAGAAUCUUGAGCGUGUGAGAGUUCAUCUGGAUUAUGACGGAGGAAAAGUGUCAUUCUCUGAUCCUGUAACUAACACACAUCUACACACAUUCACACACACAUUUACACACACACUCUUGCCAUUCUUCUAUAGUUUUCAUGGAGGUUCCCCUCUGAGGAUUUUACCAGUUAAAUUCACAGUAAUAUCUGAUCCUGCUCACUGAACAUCUCACAAGUAUUUAGUCAUUGAUGCAAUCUUAGAACAUUUAGGUUAAAUAUGUCAAUAAUAACUCAACAUAGUCUACAAAAACUCAACAGAUAAGAUUGAAUGAUCUCAUCAGGCAUAUGAGUGAGUUUUCUUAACAUGAUUUUUGUCAUUUGUAAGUUCAUAGAAAUCAAUUAAAUGUGAUCAUAUGUUUGAUAUUUGCUCCACACUUCAUCUUUACCAGUUUACUCUCAUCUUAACUACCAGUAACUCACUGAACCUUUAAUCUAACCAGCUCCGUCUCAUAAAGGGGCGAUUGAAGAUCCAGAAUACAGUGUACGAUUACAGGAUUUUACAAUCAUUUUCAUGCAUUUGUCCACCCGAUCUCUUCAUUCAGUUGUCUUUUGUAACUUGUAUGUUGACAAAGCAGUUCAUCUCUCUCCCAAAAUGCUCCACAAUCACCAAAAGAUUUCCUACAUGUCUUAAAAUAAGUGCACUCAACUGAAGUGUCUGUUAUAUCUUCUCAGUGAAGUGUUAAAACUCUGUGAUAAAAGAAUAAAUGAAAGUAUAUUUACAGUAUGAAAUGAGCAUUAAAGAGGGUUUAAACAAUAACAAAUCAGAUGAAAAUAUCUGACAGUGUUUCAGCAACAAUCCAAGAGUUUAUUUAUAAUAAUUCACUCAUGAUAAUUAUAUUAAUAUCAGAACUUGCUCUUUCAGUUUCUGUGAUUCUGGAUCAUUAUUUAGAUUAUUUCUGAU